This is a messenger RNA of Drosophila subpulchrella, 6288 nucleotides long. It is a transcript of the gene BuGZ, whose product is annotated as BUB3-interacting and GLEBS motif-containing protein ZNF207. Gene Ontology annotation, molecular function: DNA binding. The coding region runs from base 115 to 1818 and encodes 567 amino acids. Lineage: Eukaryota; Metazoa; Arthropoda; Insecta; Diptera; Drosophilidae. The record is from RefSeq and is a predicted model, not a curated record. Gene Ontology annotation, cellular component: nucleus. The transcript is spliced from 7 exons.
GCUCUCCAUUUUGUUUUCCACGGCGAAACCUUUUUUGCUACAUCAGAUUGCAUUUUUACACCACUUACUCGAGCGUUUGUUUAAAUUUAAGUGUUUUAAAGCAACCAACAAACAAUGGGACGCAAGAAGAAGAAGGCCUCCAAACCCUGGUGCUGGUACUGCAACCGAGAGUUUGACGACGAGAAGAUCCUGGUGCAGCACCAGAAGGCCAAGCACUUCAAGUGCCACAUCUGCCACAAAAAGUUGUACACCGGACCGGGGCUCUCCAUCCAUUGCAUGCAGGUGCACAAGGAGACGGUCGACAAGGUGCCCAACUCGCUGCCCAAUCGCUCAAACAUUGAAAUCGAAAUCUUCGGCAUGGACGGCAUUCCCGCCGAGGAUCUCAGGGAUCACGAGCGUCAGAAGAAUGGCGGCAAGUCGGAUUCGGACGACGAUGAGCCGGUGGCCAAGAAGAAAGUGGAAUAUGCCAUGAGCGUACCGCCGCCCAUGAUGAUGCCCCCGAACAUGAUGCCGCCACAUAUGCUGGGCCAAUAUGGCAUGGGCAUGAUGCAGCACAUGCCGCCGUUGCCUCCGUACCCAGUGCCCAUGAUGCCGCACAUGAUGCCGCCGCGUCCCCUCUUCCCAGCCGCCAUGGCCACCACCUCGGCGGCAGCUGCUGCGGCUGCGGCCCAUCAUCACCACGCCGCCGCCAUGGCCCAGCAAAAGCCAACAUUUCCAGCGUACAGUAAUGCUACCAUAAGUGCUCCGCCCACCACCAAUCAUGCUGGUGGCGCAACCAGCGCACCACCAAGUGGUCCGCCCGAUGGCCAGCAACAUCAGCAGCGACCACCGGUUCCGCCAGCGGCAGGCGGCGCUGCCACCGCUGCUGUUACCACCAAGAUCAUGCAUCCGCAGGAGGACAUAAGCCUAGAGGAGUUGCGCGCCCGACAACCGAAGAUACAGGCGCGUCUGGCGGCCGCUAUGGCUGCCCUGGCGAACCCACAAAACCGCAAGAGUCCCAGUAACAAUGGCGGUGCCCUUGCGUCGAUGCCCGCUACUCCGCCGCCCCCGUCGCUGGCCGGGAUCUCGCCCACCGGCAGCAACAGCAGCAGUGGCAUGGCUAACGCGAUUGCCGUCUCCACAGCCAUGUCGAAGGCCCAGGAAACCGCCGCUCUAGUAGCCGUGGCACAGGCUCAGGCUCAGGCGCACGUCCAUGCUGCCCAAGCCCAGGCUCAGGCCCAGGCGCAGGCUCAGGCCCAAGCUCAGGCUCAGGCCGUGGUCCAGGCCCAGGUGCAGGCCGCCCAUGUGGCCCACGCUGUGGCAGCCCAGCAGCAGGCGGUGCACCAGCAGCAGCAGCAAGCGGCGCAGCAGCAACAGCAGUCAGUGGCGCAGCAGCAGCAACAGCAACAGGCCGUGGCACAGCAGCAUCAUGCGGCUCAGCAGCAGCAGGUCAAGCAACUGGAGGAACUGAAUCGGGCUGUGAUGCUCCAGCGCUUUCAGGCUGCCCGGCAGCCGGCAAAUCCUGGCGCUGCGGCAGCGGCUGCGGCGGCCGCAGCCGUCGGCAUGAUGCCGAUACCUGGCCACAUGCAGCUGAUGCAGCCGAUGUUGAGACCGGCCAUGGCCUUUGGUCCGAAUGGAGCUCUGAUCGGCGGGAAUAUGCUAAGAGCAGCCGGUGGACCCGGAUUCAAUGGAAUGCCUGCAGGCCUGCUGCCGAUGCAGAUAGGACUGCCGGGAAUGCCGGGUGCCUUGCCCGCUGGAGCGAUGGCGAUGCCUGGAAUGGGCGUGAUGCUGCAGGGACAUCCAAACAUGCUGCAGAUGAUGCAGCCGCGCUUCAGAUGAUGUCUGCCCGCUGCGCCGGGUCUGUUGCAGGCGCCAGCAGGCCAGCCGCCAGCGCACCUGCAACCGCAGCCGCAUCCUGCGCGUCCCUUCUCCAGGACGACGCCCGCUCUGCAGGCUCACGCUCAGCCGCCGCUGUUGAGCCUGCCGCUGCCACUGCUUUUCCACGAGUGAGGCAAGAGGAUGAUCAUGCUUAUAGUUGCAAACGGCAAACAGCGCGCGCACUCAGCAAGCAAGUUGUUUUGAAAACUCCAACCAAAGUCAGUUCUUUUUCAAUGUAUAACAGUUUUUGAGACACAACACACACCCCACACAUACACCCACUUCUUGGCCCCACGCUACCCACUAAUCAGCGGUUAUGCCUAGUAAACCAGUCGAUGUCAUCUAUAUAUAUAUAUAUAUCUUUCGUUCAUCUAAAGCACUCCAUUCUAGCUUUUGUUCCAAUCCAAAUUGUUUAAUUUCCCCAAUCCGAACUUCUCGAUGUGCGUGCAUAAUUACAUCUUUUAGAUAUAUAUUAUUCGUGCUCUCUCUGUAUAACACAAUGUACCACACACAUACACACACUAACACUAAACAUCUGAAGCUACUUUGCUGUGCUGUAGAUCUCUAUCUUUUAUCUGUAUCUAUAUCUGUAUAAUCAACAAAUUAAUCGUUGACAUUAUCUAUACAAAAUGUUGUUUUUUUAACAUUCUCUUUCUUUUUUUUAGUUUCAUUUAGUGAGCAUAUAUUUUAAACACAUCCACCUACACUCACACACUCAAGUUGUUUAAUUAUAUCUCCUCCAAAACAAAUGAAAACCGAAAAGAAAAAUCCGAAAAUCUUCGAAAUCACACAAAAGCCAAAAAACCAAAAAAACCUGAACGCUCAAAGCUCUGGGUAUGUUGACAAUUGCCAUAAGCAGCAUUUUUGUGUUGUUUUUGUGUUAUUCGUGCGUAAUUUAUACUUUCGAUUCUUUCUGUCCAUGUGAAAUGCUCUGCAAACUGUUACAAUGUUAUACAAUUCAUACAACUACUUCCGUUCAGGCCCCAUGUUGUCUAUACCUUCGUUCAUUCGUUCAGUUGCGGCUGACAAAAAGUAAGUCCUAUCUUUCUUUACAUAGUAUAUUUAACUAUAUACAUACAAAACAUAUUUAUAAAAAAUAUUCAACAUUUCUUUGUAUCGUUUCUGUUCUUUUGGUAUGUAAUAUAUAUAUAUUUGGUGUGUGUCAUCGCGAGACAACAGAUCAGAGCAGGUAUCUACCUUCAAUUUGUUUUUCUUUUUUAAUAAUUAUAUAUGCAUAUUAAAUACUAUCUAUCCUAAGUCAUUUGGUUAUGGUAUGGUUGGUACUAAACAACAAAAACACCAGAGACAACUACAAUAAAUCAACUAGAUCCCCAGUUAAAUCACUAUAUAGCUUAUAGAGUUGCCUGUAGAGGGCAUCUAGAUAGGAAUUUCUCACGUGUUAGUAAGUACACUCGAUACGUUGUUUUGGGAUCGAUCUUAAUGCUUUUGUUUUGUUAUUACCGUAGUGUUCUUCCAAAACUCCCAGUUAUCAUCUAGCUUCCUUUCCACAACUUCAAAUAGUUAUUGAACUAAUUAAAGAUAAUACUCGAUAACUUGAUCCUUCAUUGAGGCACUCAGCUCAGUCUUUUGUUAAUCCGAUGGUAAACCUAUGAAAUUGUAGCUAGCAUAAGUAGUCGAUUGACAGUUAAAGAGUACUAGUCGUAACCAUUUUGUUUUGUUAUGUUUUUAUGGAAAUCAGCAUGAGUCAGAUUGUUCUUCGUGCCCCGGCGAGAUCUUCGAAUACUCCUAACCCAGUGUAGCCUAGGGUAGUUAGACUUAGCACUCAGAAUCCUGGAGAGCACCACACGUCGUCACACUAACUAACCUCACCAUUGUUUGAGUAUACCUCUAGUAAACACUUGUAACCCAACCAUAUACUACUAUAUAUCUAUGUAUAAAUACAUGUAUUAAUGUAAUAAUACCGUGUAACUUAAUCAUAAGCAAUGACAAGUGAAGUGAACUGCCCAAGAAGAAGCGAGUGAAUCCGAACAUAUUCCCCUCACUCGGGCCAGUUUAGCGCAAAAUUGAUGUUGGACUCUCUGGUCUGGCAAAUUAGCCGCACCGCCAUCGGGAUAUCGCCGGCCGGCCAUAUCAAUUUCGUUGGCCCGGUUCGAUAGUCCUGCGGUGUUAGAACGGCGUGCUUCAGACGAGAGUACCUCAAUGCAAGACAGACAGUAUCCCAGAUUCGGUGGCACUACUCGUAUACGAUUCACACACUAUCCCCCGACUAAAAUCGCAUCUGUACACAGUACUCGUACUCGUAGCAUAUAUUCUCUCUCUCUGGUAACUGUAUUGCGAAGAUUGUAAAUAUUUUUGAUGGACGCAUUUCAUUUUGUAGAGUUGCUUUUACUUAUCACUUAUGCUUUAUUUUUGUCGGGAAUGCAAAUAAACUUAAAUUUUUUGUUCGAAUCGAAAGUCUUGAGGUAUUUAAAAAUGUUGUAACUAAAAUCGGUUAUAAAGUUUCAAGUUCUGGAAGCCUAAGAAGUGUUUUUUAACCGAUCGGUCAUAACGUUUUAUAACCGAUCGGUCAUAACGUUUUUUAACCUUUUUGAUAUUUUCAUUAUAUAUUUUUAAAUUAAUAACAUUUUUUGUUUGAAUAAAAAGUCUUGUUAAGGUAUCUCAAAAUAUUAUAAGUAAAAUCUGUUAUCAAGUUUCAAGUUUUGGAAACCUUAAAAAGUAUUUUUUGAUCUAAAGCUGAUAACUUUUUAAACCUUUUUGAUAUUUUAAUUAUUUAUUUCUAAAUUAAUUAUACACUUUAUGCGGCAAUAAAUAAAAUAGGUAUAUAAAAAUAUUUAGUUAACAAAGUUUUUAAUUCGUUGGUUUAAUACACGCUUUCUAAUUGCCAUUUAAGGGCUGUGUUAUGUUAGUUAAUCAUGAUUGUUAAAUAGAGUCAAAUCAAAUUGAAUUUACUUUCGUUUAUGUUUAAGUUUCGCUUGCACUUCCCGUCCGUAGUCAAGUUUUAGUAUUCUUUUUUGGUGGUGGUCCUUACAAAUCGCAAUAAUUUCAUAUUACAAAUUAAUCUUUUAACCAUUCAAUUCUAUCCAUGCAAUGCACGCGUUCAUUUGAAACGAGUACAGCUAAAAGGCUACAAGUUUUGUUAACAUUUAAUGGGCUUUAGGUGUUUUGCGAAAGGAAAAGAAAACUAAGAUCUAAGAAUUAAAGUUGAAAAUUACAAAUUAGACCACCGAUCUUCGUCUGUCUUUGCGCUGGGCGACACGCGAGUAGCUGAACAAAUGGCAGUCACUGUAAUACUAAACCCCACACAACCGAUCCCAGGCGUAAAUGUCUGCUGCGUUCAGUCGAAAGCGUGUCACAUUAAUUUUGCUGAGCGAAAAGUCCCCUGCGUCCGUCCUCCCCCCUUCUAUCUAUAUAUAUAUAUAUCUAUAAAGUAAGUGGUAUAUGUCUAUCUUUGGAUUAUGUUUUGCAUGCCCUGAAGAGUAUGCCUUCCGACCACAAAAAGUACAAGUUCGAAUCGGACGCAGGCGAUGUGCCGGAGUUUAGUCAGGAGAUAUACUAUAUCUGUGUGUAUCGUAACUCUGAGGCGAGGGCACAUCACAGUUAUUGAGCUAACUGUUGGACUUUUCGGUCCUUGUCUUGCGACCACCCAAUCGUUAUAUCCACACCGCAUAACACCACAACUAUAACCAUAUAUAUGGGUAUCAGACGAACCGAAUUUGCAUACUACGCGUCUUGUACAAUCUACACCACCCGUCGGCCGAAUCACCAACCACCACAUCGACCACACCAUUUCUCAGAGCAUCCGUAUAAAGAUGGAUCCAAAAGAGAGAUAUGCUAUACGAUAAUGUUUGUUUACACAUUUUGUUUAGUGUUGAUUUACUCAUUUUAUCAAUAUAAAAUUAAUCAAUAAUGCUUUGAUAGUUGCAACUACUUUUUUUGGGAAAGUAUUUCAAGAUCGAACAAUUUUCAAACUAAUCAACAAUAAGAAUUUGUUUUGCCAAAGAUCUUUGAAGCUUUCGACCAAAGUUUUUUUUUAUUAAUUAAUCUUUGAGUAAAUAUAAAUGUUAACCAUGUUUAUACUUUUUUUCAUAAGCUUUAAGCCAUUUUUGUUGCAUUUACUUUUAACUAAAGCUUACGGAAUUAACAAAUCAAUUUUUCCUUAUCCAUUUCUGUUCGUUCAACAAAUAUAAUCACACAAAAACUUAGCUAAUGCCUAUAUUAUAUUUAAAGCAAAUGCAUAAAAUCAAAAACCAACAAAUUUGCCUAUGUUAAAUCAUUUUUAAUGUUGUAAUGUAAAUGAAAAGAUGCAAAAAAAAAACAGAAGGAAAACAAAAAAAUAUAGAUUUAGCAUUCUUGUACGUAAAAUGUUUUUACCAAAACGAAAAAAAAGAAAGUAUACAAACAGCAAGUUAUAUAAGCAAUUGUUUAAAUUCUUUUAAACUAAAUAUAAAUCUAUAAUUAGGAAAACAAAAA